This is a messenger RNA of Lineus longissimus, 903 nucleotides long. RefSeq lists its product as uncharacterized. The record is from RefSeq and is a predicted model, not a curated record. The transcript has a single exon. The coding region runs from base 1 to 903 and encodes 300 amino acids. NCBI's taxonomy places the organism in Eukaryota, Metazoa, Nemertea, Pilidiophora, Heteronemertea, Lineidae.
AUGGCUGCUGUUAACGAUAUAAUUCUUGGUAUUGCGGCUGAUGUUCUUAAGCCAGAAGAUGCCAUGUUACUCAUUUUGCAUGAUGAUGAAAGAGAGAAACCAAGGCGGUUCGGCGUGUUGCUGCAGGACCUUGAUGACGAGACAUACCGCCGCAUAUUUCGCUUCGAGAGGCAGGAUGUGGAGCGGUUGUGCUUGGCCCUCCAAAUCCCAGAAAUGGUGACGUGCCGAAAUGGAACUUCAGUUCAUGGUUUAGAUGCGUUACAUGUUCUGUUGAGACGGCUUGCCUACCCGAAUCGGUUGAUCGAUAUCUCAAUCGACCACUGGAAGACACCAAGUGAGGUAUCAUACAUUGUUCAUAGAAUGCUUGAUCUCAUUUAUGAUCAGCACGCCCAUCUACCAGGACUGGUUGGCUCCGCCAAGGCUACGGGAGUUUGCCGACGCAAUACGAGACAAGGGUGCCCCCUAGAAAACUGCUGGGGCUUUAUUGACGGAACUGCGCGCGCCAUCUGUCGGCCAAUUCGAAAUCAACGGCAAAUGAACAGUGGCCACAAAAGACAGCACUGCUACAAGUUUCAGUCCGUCUCCGCCCCGAACGGGAUGAUUGCGAACAUGUAUGGUCCCGUAGAGGGCCGGCGUCAUGAUGCCGCAAUGCUGAGAAUGAGUGGGCUGCUUGACCAGCUCGAGGCUUUGGAUCGUCAAGCUCCUGGGUAUAUGUUAUAUGGUGAUCGAGCCUACCCGAUUCGCCCCUGUCUGUUGAAGCCGUUCGGAGGAGCUGCACUGAACGACCAGGAGGCCGAAUUUAACAGGAGGAUGUCCCGGCUCCGAGUCUCUGUGGAAUGGACAUUUGGGAAGAUCAUUUCGAAUUUCGCAUUUCUGGACUUUAAAAAAAAUCAAAAGUUGUAA